Messenger RNA from Arabidopsis thaliana (thale cress), 396 nucleotides. Its product is annotated as Histone superfamily protein. NCBI's taxonomy places the organism in Eukaryota, Viridiplantae, Streptophyta, Magnoliopsida, Brassicales, Brassicaceae. The record is from RefSeq and is marked reviewed. The coding region runs from base 1 to 396 and encodes 131 amino acids. Gene Ontology annotation, molecular function: protein heterodimerization activity; DNA binding; structural constituent of chromatin. The transcript has a single exon. Gene Ontology annotation, cellular component: nucleosome; nucleus; chromosome.
AUGGCUCGUUCGAACCAGACAGCUCGUAAGGCAACAGGAGGUAAGGCUCCACACUUCGCCAUGAGAGUAUGGCAACACUCAACUCCGCCGCUUAAGAAACCAUAUAGAUACAAGCCAGGAACAGUGGCACUCAGGGAGAUCAGGAAGUACCAGAAGACCACAGACUUAGUUAUAAGAAAACUCCCUUUCCAAAGACUGGUGAAAGAGAUAGCUCAGAGUCUCAAGGCAGAUCUAAGGUUCCAGACCGGUGCUGUUUCCGCUCUUCAAGAAGCCGCUGAAGCUUUUAUGGUUGGAAUGUUUGAGGACACCAAUUUGUGUGCCAUGCAUGCCAAAAGAUCAACUAUCAUGCCUAAGGAUAUCCAGCUCGCUAAAAGGCUUCGAGGCGAUAGGGUUUGA